Messenger RNA from Diprion similis, 1708 nucleotides. RefSeq names its product protoheme IX farnesyltransferase, mitochondrial (gene Cox10). Gene Ontology annotation, cellular component: mitochondrion; mitochondrial membrane. Gene Ontology annotation, molecular function: protoheme IX farnesyltransferase activity. NCBI's taxonomy places the organism in Eukaryota, Metazoa, Arthropoda, Insecta, Hymenoptera, Diprionidae. The record is from RefSeq and is a predicted model, not a curated record. Gene Ontology annotation, biological process: heme biosynthetic process. The coding region runs from base 275 to 1573 and encodes 432 amino acids. The transcript is spliced from 7 exons.
CGCGGUGGACCAGGUCCAUGAGCCACCUAGGAGCAGUCUGCUCUUCAGACUUGUAAUUCGUCAUAAAUUUUAGCGAACGUACAGUGCAGUUAUUAUGCAACAUAAUAUUAAAUUAGCUAUGAAACUGUUGAAGUAUUAAACGAGCAUGUGAUAGUUUGUCUGAAUUACAGUGAGUAUCGUCAGACGUAUUGUGUAUCUUGCUUAAUCAAUCAUGAAUUACAAUUUUAAGAAUCAUGACACCAUCCUGGUAACAUACCGGCGUUAAUAACUUAUCAUGUUAUUUAUUUUACACACCGCAAGACGAUGUCAAAGUCUGAAAUGUCUACCGCCUUCAAAGAUACUCGGUACAAUGUAUUCCACCGGCGUUGCAAAGCCGACGCCAUCUGCAGAACACACUCCUGCAGAACGAGAAGGGCCUUGUUUAACUGUGGGAAAAAAUCAUCGGCGUCACACAAUUGUUACAAGUAUUUCUGUGGCUCCAAAUGCAGCCACCCCUACUUCAAUGGGUGAUAUGGUACCAAAAUUUCAAGAAGCUGUUACCACCAGUUCUCUAAAACCAAAGAGAAAACCUGUGCAAGAACCAGAAUGGAGGCAUAUGGAAGUGGACACUUCCAAAUUCUCUACGCAUUGUUUAAUGCUUUCUAAAAUUAGAUUAACGUCUCUAGUAGUCAUUACAACCAUGGGUGGAUACGCACUGGCUCCAGCUGCGUUUGACAUUCAGACUUUUGUGUUAUGUUCAAUAGGAACUGGGCUUGUAUCAGCAACGGCUAAUUCUAUAAAUCAAUUUUUAGAAGUCCCAUUCGAUGCUCAGAUGUCGCGAACAAAAAACAGGGUGUUAGUUCGUGGUCAUCUCACGCCAGCCUAUGCAAUCGCAUUUGCAACGGUGUCGGGUGUUGCCGGACUUUCGAUGCUAUACUUAGGCGUCAAUGGAUUGACAGCAGCCCUAGGUGCUACAAACCUUAUACUCUACACUCUAAUUUACACACCCAUGAAACGUGUCAGUAUUCUCAAUACUUGGGUUGGAUCCAUUGUUGGUGCAAUCCCGCCAUUGAUGGGAUGGGCUGGAUGUGCUGGGAACAUUACAGCUCCUGGUGCUUGGAUUAUGUCCGGCAUGCUAUAUGCCUGGCAAUUCCCACACUUCAAUGCCUUAUCUUGGAACUUGCGACCUGAUUAUUCUCGUGCUGGAUAUAGAAUGAUGGCUGUAACUAACCCUGGUUUGUGUCGCAGAGUUGCAUUGAGAUACACGGCCGCGAUCAUGGGUCUGUCGUACUUAGCACCUGCUUUAGAUGUCACGAACUGGUGGUUUGCAGUGGAAUCAACACCGUUAAAUGCAUACUUUCUCUAUUUAGCUUGGCAAUUCUAUAAAGAGUCUGACAGUGCGAGUUCGCGUAAACUAUUUCGAUUUUCGUUGAUACACUUGCCAGCUUUAAUGUUACUUAUGCUCUUCAACAAAAAGUCCUUGAGCAAUACAGUAGAUACGACGGAUUCUAUUUCAACCAAUGGUGAAAAAGAUCCUCAAAGGUAUUUUCCCAUGUUGGGGAAACCAACUACGUUGCAAGCAUCUACGGUGUAGCGGAACUUUCAGGUAGAGAAUAUUGUGAUUUUGUAAACCAUAGUACGAAAAAUUACAAUUUGAUAUAUGUAUGAUGACAAUUUGAAUCACGAUAUUGUUAUACAAGGCGUCAUGUAAAUAUAUGAUAUCACAAUU